Ruditapes philippinarum (Manila clam) is the source of this 1289-nucleotide messenger RNA. RefSeq lists its product as uncharacterized. NCBI's taxonomy places the organism in Eukaryota, Metazoa, Mollusca, Bivalvia, Venerida, Veneridae. The transcript has 6 exons. The record is from RefSeq and is a predicted model, not a curated record. The coding region runs from base 138 to 1274 and encodes 378 amino acids.
GGAAAAUCUUGGUUCAAGGAUCACCGAAUUCAUUGAAAUGCAUCUGCAUCUGCUUCCACUUCCGGUUUGACCGAAAGUAGAGUUUCGGAAAAUUGGCGAUUUUAUGGUGAUGUAAAAAGAAUUUAAUAUUUGUCAGUAUGGAUGGGAAUCGUUCAGUGAUAGAAAUCCUAGAUUCCCCUGAAGUAACAGGCACAAAGAGAAAACGUGAUCAUGGUGACAGUUCAGAAAAUGACUAUAAUGUCGGAGCAGCGCCAAAACAUCCUCUUUUAGACUCAAUCACCAGCAGAUUUGAACAGAAUAGAGCAGAUAGAGAAGAAAAGAAUGCCUUGCUGAGAUCUAAACGUGAGAUUGAAAAAGUCCAUUCCAAUUAUCUGAAACAAAAUCUAGAUCAUCAAGAGUUAGCUAGAGCAAAUUAUGCUGCCAGUUACUGGGCUAAGAAAAAUGGUAUAAAAGAUACAGCAUCAACACUAUCAACUGUGCCUAGUCAAAGUGGUAGGCCACCUGGUAAUGAAGCAAAGAAAAGGCAAAAGAAGAAGAAGAAAGCAUCAAGUACCAACACUGAUGCAUCAGCUAAUAGUCGAUCAUGGCUUGAUACUAGUGAUAAUGACUUUUCUCCCCCAGAAAAUGUAUCUUUGUUAAGCUUGAGAAACAAAGCUGGAGAGACUGCGCAAGUUCUUGGUUCAGCUGCAAGUGCAUCAUCUGAGGGGAAAUAUAUUUGUCCUGUUUUGUUCUGUGAUGCUGAAUUCUCAUCCGAAGGAUCUCUAGGACAGCAUAUGAAUCUGUUUAAACAUUCCCCUUGCAACCCUUUACGGUUAGCUGAAGACACAAAGCUGCUACCAGAUCCAGUUUGCUUCAAAUGUCCCGAUUGUGACUUAGAAUUUGAAAGCAAAGAUUUGUGUAGGGAACAUAUGGACAGAGAAAAUCACUUGGUGUUUUAUCCCCCACUCGCUAUAACAGCUUAUCAAUGUCCAGAUUGCCUUUAUUUGUUCAAGAACCUACAGUCAUGUUUAAGUCACAUGGAAAGUUCAAGGCAUUACAGUUUCAAGUUCCCAUUCAAAGAUGAUGUAACAGAUGGUGAUUUUAAUCUACCAGUGGCAUUAGCAGAGGAAUUUGUUCAAGAUUACAUCAAAGAGUGUGAAAAGAUACCAUUCCAAGUGCAGUGCUUAGAGUGUAGCAUGUUCAUUUUGUCGCCAGCUGAUUUAAAGCAACACCCAAAUUUCCAUAGAGUAUGUGUGCUCACUGAUAACGAUUUGGUAAGAACAUUUUUAGCUUGACUAUUAUGUUUAGUC